AUGGUGAUUUUGGCUGUUCUUGGUGCGUUCUCAAUUCCAAAGAUCUAUGAGAUGUAUCAGGAGCCGAUUGACCAACAUCUGGCAACGGCUUCAGAGCACAUCAGCAAAGCCACGAAGAUGUAA
Cooperia oncophora is the source of this 123-nucleotide messenger RNA. The record is from the annotation of a GenBank genome assembly. Lineage: Eukaryota; Metazoa; Nematoda; Chromadorea; Rhabditida; Trichostrongylidae.